This is a messenger RNA of Menidia menidia (Atlantic silverside), 2104 nucleotides long. Lineage: Eukaryota; Metazoa; Chordata; Actinopteri; Atheriniformes; Atherinopsidae. The record is from the annotation of a GenBank genome assembly.
CUGCUGGUAAGCCGGGACAAUAAACCCUCUGUCCCGUCCACACACAGAGCCCUCUCUCUGGCAGACCGGACUGCCAAUGGUGAGGUGGGCAGAAAGAGGCGGAGGGGAGAGAAGGAACGUAGGAGGUUAGCGGCCACUCGAGGCAUCCGCGUGACGCGAAGGGAGUUUCUCAGGGUCAAUGUAAAGCGAACCUGCAGCGACAUCUUGGACUAUGUGACCGCCCAGGUUCCCUCUCCGCAGCCUAACCAGCCCAGGCCUCGCUUUUCCCUCUACCUGUCCUCUCAGCUGCAGUAUGGGGUGAUUGUGGUGUACCACAGACAGUGUGGCAUCCUGCUCCAGGAGGUUCAACAAAUCAUUGACCGCCUGCUGCGCUCUAAGAAAAGCACCCUUAUCGACAUGGCUCAAUCUGACAGGAUGGCCUUGGAGGUCCCUGAUGACCUCCACAUGAUGGAAGAGUCUGAAGCAGCUCAGGACCCAUUCUUUGGUCUCAUGGAAUCUCACCAGCUACCCAGCCCCUAUAAAAUACAGCAGCUGGAGUUGGUGUAUGAAGAAGCAGAUAUCCGGCAUUCCCUGGAGCGCAGUGCUCACGCCGCAUUAAACACUCAUACUCGGCUGACCCGUUUGUCCUUUUGUGUUAAACCAGGAUCGAGUUUGACUCCUGCUUCCAUCACCCUGAGAGAGAAAGAGCCAUUUGUCAUCAGCACUGCUGAGUACUUUGAGGGAGACGACCUUCCUGAAGCCACAGCCAGAGAAAUCGACCUGCUGUUGGAUCAGCCAGACCUGUUCCGGGGAGACAGUCAUCCGGGUGUCACUCCCCGGUCAUUCUGUGCGCGUGUGGGCGUCACACCUGCCGGUUUCGGUCAAAGCCCGCGUGCUGCUGCGUGCAGGCUGAGGGAGACGACCUCCGGAACGGAGCGGGACAGCGUGUGGCUGCUGGACGAGGAGACGGGUCAGCCCGUCGAGGUUCCCCUGGCUACCCUGGCCCACGAGCGGACGCCCUCGUACGUGGCCAUGCCAACUCCAACCAGGGGGUCGUCUGAGAAGACGGGAAGCGGAGCAGCCGGGAGUCCCUAUAAAGAGGUGCCCGAACCCCCCCUGAGGAAGCAGGCCGGAGGACGCAGGCGUCAGCUGGUCUUCGCUGACCCCGAGGUCCAGAUAUCCGACACCGCAAUGCAUGAGCAGAUUGGGAACCCCGCUGCAGAGACCCUGGACAUGUCGGAGGUGAUGCUGGAUUUCUCUUCGUUGACCAAGCAUGAAACUCCUGCUCAGCUCUUUGGCGCCCCCUGUGGAUCUCUCCUCCACAGUGACAUCCUGUCACUAUGGCAACGUCAGGCCUCAAUCGCCGUCCUGCCUGGAAAUGAGGAGACGGAGGGAGCAGAGGGGGAGUCAGACAUGGAGGUACUGAGGGCGGAGAGGAAGCGGACGCACUCCCGCGCCGGCGAGAACCGCAGCGAUUCAGGACUGCAGCCCGCCGAGACCUCAUCCGUGCUAGACGUCCUGCUGGACGUGUCCAAAGAAGACAGAUCUGGGAGCGACCUGGUCACCCCCAUCAGCAGAUGGUCCCCACCGGAGGAAGCCCAGCCACCGAUGGAGCCCAUAGCCGAGGAAAACAUCGAGAUGCCCGAGGGUCAGAUCGACUUAGAGAGCAGGGAUAUGCUGAGCUGGAUCUCCUCCUCCCUGCAGAGGCUUGAUGAGGUCACCUUCGACUCUCUGCUGCCUCCAGAGGCCGACCGCCUCACUACAGCUCACACACUCCACAAACUGCUGGAGCUCCUGUCAGCGAAUCAGGUGACGGCAAGUCAGACCCGUCCCUACAGUAGAAUCAUCAUAAGCUCAGCACCACUCAGGAUGACAGCCUGAACACAACCACACUCCCAAGUUUGUUUUUAUCCGCUGAGAUUUGUAAACCAAAUCCUGUUAGUUAUUUAUUAAGAGGUCAUCAGUUAGAGCAGGCGACAGAUUUUACACAGUGUGAACUUUUUAACAUUUUUAAGAAGUAAAGGUUUUUAAACUUUUUAUUACUGUUCCAGGUUUGAACACAUUGUCAGUGUUUUUUUACUGUAUUUAAACAAAUCUAUUUGACUCGCUGUUUAUGGUGGAUCAG